Messenger RNA from Scaptodrosophila lebanonensis, 4357 nucleotides. It is a transcript of the gene l(3)76BDm, whose product is annotated as trafficking protein particle complex subunit 8. Bases 52 to 4047 code for a protein of 1331 amino acids. Gene Ontology annotation, biological process: endoplasmic reticulum to Golgi vesicle-mediated transport; protein localization to phagophore assembly site. The record is from RefSeq and is a predicted model, not a curated record. Gene Ontology annotation, cellular component: phagophore assembly site; TRAPPIII protein complex; cytoplasmic vesicle. The transcript is spliced from 8 exons. Lineage: Eukaryota; Metazoa; Arthropoda; Insecta; Diptera; Drosophilidae.
UCCGUGCUGAUUUUUUUGGGAAAUAGUAAUUUAGAGCUACAUACAUAAAUAAUGAUACACCUAACCGAACAAAACUAUAAUGCGCGCGACAUAAUCCGAAACAUAUUCUCGCCACUCAUAGGUGUGGUGAGCAGCCAUAUGGCAGACGAAAUUUGCCAUCGAAACAAUUUAUCCUUUGUGGACUUAUUGCAGCCAUUUGCGCGACUCCCCAGUGAUGCACAUUUUCGCGACGUUUCGGGAACUAGCGUGUCCAUACGUGGAUUACGACUUAACUUCUGUGACGUGGACUGGCGACCACCCCAAACUGUACUGGCACGGAAAAUGCUGAACGAGUCAGUGACAAAUGCACAUAAUGAGAAAACAAAAAUAGUGACAAUAGCUGGUAUCGACCUAGAGUUGCCCAGCGCUGAGCCUUGGUUUGAGCAGUGGCGAGAAACAUUCUUAACUGUGCAGUUUCCUGCGGAACAUGAAUUCACUCGCCAUCUUCUCAGCUGUUUGCUGGUGCUGUCUAGCGCGGAUCCUCAGAUCGUGGAAACGGCGCAUAAAAUGACGCAGCGCGUGCAACAAAUGCAAAACAUAACGCCUCAGAAACUGCCAAAAUGGUUCCAUCCCACCCAGGUGCUCAACAGCUAUGUCGUGCUGCACGAAGCCAGUCAUGGUGAUUUGUCCAAAGCACAACAGGGCUUUGAGUUGAUUAAGUCUACAUUUGGCGACAACAAAUGUUUUCUGAUCUCAAUCAAUUCACUGGAAGCCAACACAAAUAAUGACAUACCAGAUCAUUGGGCGCGUUAUAUAAAGCGGCAGCCCAAAGCAGACACUAUUGCCAAUGAAAUCAGUGCGCCCAAAUCACCACAGGAAGCAGUCUCGGUUAUAUCCAUGCCUUCAAUUCAAAUGUCACAGUUGUUGGAGGGCGCUGCAGCCCAAGAGGCUGGUAGUGACCUGACAAUGCUACAUCCUCUCAGUCCUAUGCAAGAAAGCGCAACAGAGGCAAUUAACUCAAAGUUUUCCAUCAGCAACGAAAGCAUUGCGUCGCAAACCAUCAAUCCCAAUGUAUGGGCUGCAGAUUUUGACGCAGAUGCUCCGCAUGGCAGCUGCUUAAAUGCCCACGAUGUAGAAAAUCUCAGACACUUUGUACAGGACUACGCGGUGCGAGCGCUCAUACCGUAUAUAGAGCAACUAGUGGGAAUACUAAGCGAAGGCGUGACAAAUAAGAAGGGUGUCAGCAAGUCGCUGCUUAGUGCAACGAAGCGUUGGUUUGUAACCAGUAAACCUGGUGCCGGAACUAACAAUCAAAAUGCCGUCAUCUACACCAACGAAUCGGCAGAGCUCCAAACGCGCAAACUUGGAGACCUAUACUUUAUGUUUGGUCACUAUAAUUUGGCAUUCCAGGCUUAUCAUCAGGCUAAGCGUGAUUUUAAUGCGGACUCUGCUUGGCAAUAUUAUGCCGGUGCCCUAGAAAUGGCCGCACUUUCUGCUUUCAUGUUGGGUACUUCACAUCGAAAGACAUACGAUUAUAUGGAGGACGCCAUUGUGUGCUAUUUAACGGUGUGCAAGCUGCAGCAAUUUGCGACGCGUGCCACCCUUAUGAGCAUGGAGUGCCUAAAGACUGCACGACAGUACUCCGAAGUGGCCAAACAGUUAAUACGAAUGACUAGCGAGGAGUCUGACCUACGCUCGGCGCUGCUUUUGGAGCAGGCUGCUUAUUGCUUCCUAGUCACGCAGCCGCCCAUGCACCGAAAGUACGCCUUUCACAUUGUGCUCGCGGGCAAUCGCUAUUCACGGGCCGGGCAACGCAAACAUGCCUUUCGUUGCUACCGCCAAGCCUACCAGGUCUUUCAAAACCGUCACUGGAGUCUGGCCGAGGACCACAUACAGUACACGGUUGCCAAGCAGGCUUACAUGCUUAAAAAAUUAGAGGACGCGAGUCGUUCAUUUGCCCAUCUUUUACGACCGGGAAGCCUUCAGAAUGCUCAGCAGCAAAGCAGUUUUCUAAAGGAGUACAUACAAACGCAGAAUGAGCUCGUCAAGCGUAGUCCGGAAUUGGGACUGCUUCCACAUGCUCUCCCUCACGUUGAACAACAAUCUGUGCGCGUAUUGACUUUGGUGCAGCCAUCGAAUGUGCCAGCGCCCCAGGUACCUGCUACCAACAUUGAUAUAGACUCAGAUCUUAGUACUGAUGAGUCUAUUUGGUACAAAAUCGAAGAAAUGUUGGUUAUCACGGCCGCCUCGAACAAGCCAUUUGUAUUCAAACCUUCGCAAUACCUAUACAAUAAGGAACAUCCAGCCACGGAGUGCCCACUGGCUGUGCAAGGAGAACCUAUUGAGCUGGCCGUCACAUUAUCGAACAGCGUGCGCUGCAGUAUAACCCUUAAUAACAUCGAUCUGCUCUGGCGCCUAACUCUAGACAACGAGGAUGUGCUGUCGAACGUUAGUGUUUACGAGCAGCAGGAUGACAGCGCGAGCAAGGCUGCAGUCAACGCAGCCAUCAAAACCACCUGCCUCGAUACCAUUGUUUUGGAAGAGCAGGCUGCAAAAACGCUUUACUUUAAACUGACUCCAAAACUAACGGGUCGCCUGCAUAUUCUUGGUGUGGUGUGCCGUAUGGCUGCGUCUACAGAGCCCAACGCGAGUCUGCUGGGGGUCUUACAGUUUGAAACACAGCGUAUCAAGCCUGCUACAGCUAAGCAGUCCACACAGACGCUUCUUGAUAACAGACUCAGCAUUAAACUGGUCCCACAAGUGCCCUCACUGAGUGUUAGCUUUAGCGUCGUGCCUGGUGAGAUACUGGCAGGUGAAAUUAUACCUGUAAGCAUUACGUUACGAAAUUUGGGUAUUGCGCCCAUCGAUGACAUUUACCUAGGCACUGAUGACCCGCGCUGCAUCACGCUCUUGGACCAACAAACGGAUAUUCCUCUCUCUAUUCUGAGCUCUUUACGAGAUCUGUCAAACGACAAUCUGGUAAAAGAUAAGGAAAUACGACGCCAACGCGUUUUUCGAUUAUUACAACGUCCAGCUGGACAAGCCGCUUUGAAUGCACAGCAGUGCCACACCGUCUCCAUGUGGCUGCAAGCGCCGUUUACGCCAGGCGACUUUACGCUGCGCUUGCUCUUCUACUACUCCCUGCCAGCACCUUUAAAUGCGCACCUAAAAUAUCGCCUAGUGCGUCAUAUUUGGAAAUUGAAAGUACAGCCUUGUUUGCAAGUCAACUCCACCUGUGUCAUCAGUAAUUCCGUAACCCGAGAACUAGGUGUCGAUGUCAGUCUUAAGAACGUGCACGAUGAACAGAAGGCUGGGAAAAAAUCGGAAGUUUACAUCAAUGCAUUGUCGCUAUAUUCUACCGACUAUGAUUUGAAUGAGGACAAAUUAUACAUCAUGAACAACAUGGGGGUCACAACUGGGCAAGCUGGAGCCCACUGCCUCAAACCUGCUACGUCGUGCGGUUUCCAGUGUCGCUUACAGGCAAAGCCGACGCCACCACCAUUCACAGGCGUCCCACCGCUAAAGACGUUACUGCAGUGGCGUCUCACACGCAUAAACAUUCUGCCUGCAGAUCAUGCUCAACAGUUGGAGCAGCAAAUACCUCCACUAUACGAGCCGCAUGGCUUCCUGACCAACAAUGAGACAGUUUAUUACAAUAUAAGUAUAAGCAGCGAGGAAUUCAAUGCUGGCAUUGCUUCCUAUACGCCACACAUAACUCUGGCUCUUAAUUGGAGUGCGCUAGUUCAGAGCGGGACAAUGCAGCGAAUUGCUAAUGGACUGCAUUUCAUGAAGCUGCAUCGCUUGUACGAAACAUCUAGCUGUCCGAAGAAUGAUGCUGUGGGAGAGGCGGAGCUGCGGAACCGUCUCUCCAUAAUGAGCGAGACUAGCAAUACAAACGAUAGCAGUCGUGAGUUUGCGCUUCCUGAAUUUUUCAGCGAACGGUACGAUGGCAAUAAGAAUAACGAUAGUUUUGAUGAUGAAGAGGACUACUGGGCUCCAAAUGAAUGCAACGUCAGCAAGCGUUGCCUGAUAGAAGAUGAAAGUUUUAUGCUGGCUUCAAAGGCAUAAAGCUUGCAAUAAUACCAAAUUCUGAACAUACCAUCCUACGAUUGGGACAUCUAAGUUCAUAUUAUGAAUUGUGAAUGCAUUAUAUAUAAAGUGCAAUCGGCUACAAAUGGCGGCUCGGCCAAAUGAUCUUAUAUACAUACAUACAAAGUUUUUUCCAUUUUGUUUUAUUAUUCUUGUAGUUGUGUAUACAUAUUUAUGUAUUAUUAGCAGCUAAGUCAUUAGACUAUUUGAAUGUCUUUUGUGUGAUAAUACAUGUUAUUCUUUAAGUUGAUUGAUUUAAAAAGAGCGAAUAAUACAUUACGUGCUAAUA